Cucurbita moschata (crookneck pumpkin) is the source of this 3533-nucleotide messenger RNA. Its product is annotated as phototropin-2-like. Gene Ontology annotation, biological process: protein phosphorylation. The transcript is spliced from 23 exons. The coding region runs from base 467 to 3223 and encodes 918 amino acids. Lineage: Eukaryota; Viridiplantae; Streptophyta; Magnoliopsida; Cucurbitales; Cucurbitaceae. The record is from RefSeq and is a predicted model, not a curated record. Gene Ontology annotation, molecular function: protein serine/threonine kinase activity; ATP binding. Gene Ontology annotation, cellular component: plasma membrane; nucleus; cytoplasm.
CGAGCAACAAGAGCGAAGCAAAGGUGGUAGCUUUAUGGCAUUGAAAGAGUUGUGGAUUUCAAUUUUCAACGCUAGGACGUGGAGAAACUUGUUUCAUGCGAUUCUGCAGCCACUGUGGCCUCAUAUAUCUUCCUUCCAAACAUUUCCCUUAAUUUCGUUUGUUUUCUCUUGAUGCGAAAUCUGAAAAAGGGACAAGAUUAUGGAUAAACUGAGCCCAAAUCAACGGCCGCGUGGAGUUUGCUCUAUUUUACAUGGGUUUGCAAUACGGCUGGGUGGGGGGCAUGUUUAUUGGCAAGUGGGGACUUUAUCUUCAACCGUCACCCGUUGUGCACACUACCUGUUUGAUCAAAGUCCUCACAGAGUUUUUGGGUCUGAAACUUCACUUUCUAAGCCCGACAUGGUUUCUUGUUUGCCAGAAUUCUGUUGAAAGGCUGUUCUCUUCACAAAUUAAAGAGAGACAUUGGCAAUGGAGGAUAAGCGAGGUAUAAGCAGUAACGGGCCUCUUGACAAGUGGAUGGCAUCUGAUGGAGAAUCAAAUGCAUCAAACGCUCAGGAAAAUGUAGCAAAAGAAGACAGAAAAAGCUGGCAAUCCUCUUCUAAAGGGGUAAUAUCAACAGAAGCAAACAUAGCAGAAAGGGCGGCUGAGUGGGGACUGGUGGUAGAAACAGAUGCGGAGGAUGGCAGUUUCAAGGCCAUUGUGGGAAGAUCAUCAGGGGAGGGAGGCGGCAGCAAAAGUUCAUCAGAGAAAAUUAGUGGCGCGGGAAAAACUGAAAGCUCUGGAGUUUUUCCAAGGGUAUCACAAGAGUUGAAGGAUGCUUUGGCUUCUUUGGAACAGACAUUUGUAGUCUCUGAUGCCACCCGACCAGACUGCCCCAUCGUGUAUGCGAGCAGUGGGUUCUUUGGCAUGACUGGUUAUGGUUCAGAUGAGAUCAUUGGAAAAAACUGCCGUUUUCUUCAGGGACCAGAGACGGACCAGAAAGAAGUUGAAAAAAUUCGAUAUGCAGUGAAGAACGGCAAAAGCUACUGUGGGAGGCUCUUGAACUACAAGAAGAAUGGCACUCCUUUCUGGAAUCUUCUGACAAUCACGCCUAUCAAGGAUGACAAUGGCAGCACUAUCAAAUUUAUUGGAAUGCAGGUAGAAGUAAGCAAGUACACAGAAGGCAAAGUUGAUAGAGCAUUACGACCGAAUGGGUUACCGAAGUCAUUAAUCCGCUAUGAUGCUCGCCAGAAGGAAAAGGCAUUGGGUUCCAUCACAGAGGUUGUUCAGACUGUGAAGAACCCUCGAUCUAAUAAUCGAGCUAUGAGUCACGACAUUACCAGGAAAAAAGAAGAGUUGGAGAAGUUAAAUUUUGACUCUGUUCUUCCCAAGUCAGUUGCAGCUGCAAAUUAUUCACCGGGUAGACAGACUCCUCAACAGGACCUCACAGAUGAUGGCUUAGGCAAGAAAUCUAGGUUAUCAAGUCGAGUUUCUUUAACAGGGCAAAAAGGGAAAUCUCUUAGCAGUUCAAGAAAUCUUGAAGUAACAGCCCUUGAACCAGAAAUUUUGAUGACGGAUGAAAUAGAACGGACUGAUAGUUUGGACCGUGCUGAAAGAGAAAGGGAUAUUCGCCAAGGAAUUGAUUUAGCUACCACAUUGGAGCGCAUUGAGAAAAACUUCGUCAUUUCUGAUCCAAGGCUUCCUGAUAAUCCAAUUAUAUUUGCAUCCGACAGCUUUCUCGAGUUGACAGAAUAUACACGUGAAGAAAUUUUGGGACGGAAUUGCCGGUUUCUUCAAGGACCUGAAACAGAUCAAGAUACCGUCUCAAAGAUUAGGGAUGCAAUUAGGGAACAAAGAGAAAUAACUGUUCAGUUGAUCAACUACACCAAGACGGGUAAAAAGUUCUGGAAUUUAUUCCACUUGCAACCGAUGCGUGAUGAAACGGGAGAGCUUCAGUAUUUUAUCGGUGUACAACUAGAUGGAAGUGGUCGUGUGGAACCUUUGCAAAACCGUCUUUCUGAGACAGCAGAGCAGCAGAGUGCCAUGCUGGUUAGAGCCACUGCAGAGAAUGUUGAUGAGGCUGUCCGUGAACUUCCUGAUGCCAACUUGAGACCAGAAGAUUUGUGGGCAAUUUAUUCUCAACCAGUCUUCCCAAGGCCUCACAAAAAGCAUAGCUCUUCUUGGACUGCUAUACAAAAGAUUAUUCAACGUCGUGAAAAAAUUGGACUCCAACAUUUUAAGCCAAUCAAACCACUGGGUUAUGGAGACACUGGCAGUGUUCAUCUGGUGGAACUUCUAGGUACAAGCGAACUUUAUGCCUUGAAAGCAAUGGAGAAAUCAACACUUCUGAAUCGAAACAAGGUCCACAGAGCAUGCAUUGAAAGGCAAAUCGUUGCACUUCUGGAUCAUCCUUUUCUUCCAACACUAUACACUUCAUUUGAGACCCCUACACACGUUUGUUUGAUAUCAGACUUUUGCCCUGGUGGGGAGUUAUUUGCAUUGCUUGAUAAGCAGCCAAUGAAAUUGUUUAAAGAGGAUUCUGCUAGGUUCUAUGCUGCAGAGGUCGUCAUUGGCUUGGAGUAUCUUCACUGUCUAGGAAUCAUCUAUCGAGAUCUGAAGCCUGAAAAUAUUCUUCUCCAGAAGGAUGGGCACGUUACGCUUGCUGACUUCGAUUUAUCGCUUAUGACAGCCUGCAAACCACAGAUUGUGAAGUAUCCAUUGCCUCACGGUAGAAGGAGAUCUCGAAGUCAACCACCGCCAGUAUUUGUUGCGGAGCCGAUGACACAGUCGAACUCAUUUGUUGGAACCGAAGAGUAUAUUGCUCCUGAAAUUAUAACAGGGGAAGGCCACAGCAGCUCUAUCGAUUGGUGGGCUCUUGGUAUUUUGUUGUACGAGAUGCUUUACGGCCGCACGCCUUUCAGGGGAAAGAACAGGCAGAAGACUUUUGGUAACAUCCUGCACAAAGAUCUCACCUUCCCAAGUAGCAUUCAGGUAAGUCUUGCAGCAAGGCAGCUGAUCAACGCAUUGCUACAACGAGACCCUGCCCGACGUUUAGGAUCGAGUACAGGUGCAAAUGAAAUCAAACAGCACCCCUUUUUCCAAUCAAUCAACUGGCCGCUGAUCCGGUGCAUGGUCCCACCACCAUUAGAAUCACCUCUUAACCUUACUGGGAAAGAUGAAUCUGCCAAGAACGUAAACUGGGAAGAUGAUGGAGUGCUUACUACAAUGGAUAUGGAUCUCUUUUGAAGUUCCUCACCAUAGCGUUACAAAUGGUAAGCCAUUUCCUUUUCCAAGUUGGUAGCUGUCUUUGCAAUGCUGGUUAGGCUUGUAUAAUUCCAAGUUUGUUGUCAUCAUUCACAGUCAAUAAGUCCCGGUUCGUUACCGGCAUACACAGCCACCCCGAUAAUUGUUUCGGUGUUCUUGGGACGGGAUGACAGGUGAUUUAUAUUUCAUGGCCAUAAUCAUUUUUCUGUAAUUCUAUGUAUAUUGUAUGACUGUCUAAUAACAAGGAACAGAUAAUAAAAUUUUGAUUUGAAUGAGCAAGAUUCAUCAAGAA